AGACUCAGCGCUGGUUCAAUUUCAUUCAAUUUCUAUAUCUUUUUACAAUGUAGGCUCAUUUUAUAUUGAGUUUUUUUACGUUUGCGUUGUUUGGAAUAUCAUUGAGAUGGGUAAAAGAGACAAGCGUAUUGCUUAUAUAAACCCACUAGCACAAAGAUCAUAUGCACCAACAUCAGGUACCACAAUAAAGGAUUACUUCAACAGACCAAGGCCAACAUGGGAGGAGUUUCAGCAACAGAUUGACAAAGGCAAAUCAACAGGUUCAACUACUCUAGCUGCAUAUGAAGAAGAACUUAACAAGAAAUUCAAGGAAGAGCUUAAAAAGAACCGAGAAGCAGUCCAAAGCAGUGAUCCAAAAAACAAGGACUGCAAAACUAAAAAGAAAAAGAAGAAAAAGAAAAGGUUGCGUUCUUCCUCUUUGUCUUCUUCAAAUGAUGAUGAUAGUAAAAAACAAUGGCAACAUAGAAAGAAGAGGAAGGUAAAAAAGCACAAGCAGAGAAGUCGAGACGCAAAAGACAGUUCAUCAGAUGACGUUGAGAGGAAAGUAAAGGCCAAAAAGCGUAAGCAUUCGAAACAUAAAGAUGGCUCAUCUUUAAGUGAAGAACCAAGAAAGAAAUCCAAGAAACAAAGAAAAUAUAGUGAACCUGAAUAAACAUGCAUUGAAAAUCUUUCAUUUUCUAAUAUAAAUUAAUUAAAAUAUAACAUUCUAGUUUGGAAAACUUAUGAGAACUAUAAC
This is a messenger RNA of Exaiptasia diaphana, 736 nucleotides long. Its product is annotated as protein FAM133B. The transcript is spliced from 9 exons. NCBI's taxonomy places the organism in Eukaryota, Metazoa, Cnidaria, Anthozoa, Actiniaria, Aiptasiidae. The record is from RefSeq and is a predicted model, not a curated record. The coding region runs from base 107 to 652 and encodes 181 amino acids.